Messenger RNA from Pseudopodoces humilis (Tibetan ground-tit), 3814 nucleotides. Lineage: Eukaryota; Metazoa; Chordata; Aves; Passeriformes; Paridae. The record is from RefSeq and is a predicted model, not a curated record.
GAAGAAAUCAAAAGUGAAACUUCUGUGAAGUGAAAUAGUGCGAAAAGGGGUGGUCCUUCAAAGUGCUGAUUGAGAGGAGAAGCCAUUAUUUGUUUGUCACAGUGCAUAUCUCAGCAUUGUGGCUCUUUCAGAUUGCAACUGAAGUCUUGGUUCAGGUAAGACACAGAAGAAAUUAUGGAAGGAAAGAGAUGCUGAGACUUGGAAUGACAUGGAGACAAACAUUUUGGACCUGAAGUUAGAGUACUUGUGCUGUUCCUCUGUGCUGUUCCCAGUCUUCGGGUGAUGACACAAUUCCUGCCAGUGAAACAAGGUUUUCUGAUCUGUUACUAGAGUGAGCCUUUUGAAAGGAAUUUGUACACCUCAUUCUGUCAAAGGAUCCAAACCCUGAUGUGAAAUGAGUAGAGACUUCUUCAAGCUGCUUUUUGAAAUUUCUGAGGCUUUGGUCACAGAGGAAGUGGCAGCUCUUAAAUUCCUCAGCCUGGAGCAUGUCCCCAGGAGGAAGCUGGAAGCCAUCCAGGAGCCCAAGGCCUUCUUUGAAGUGCUGCAGGAGAAAGACAUGAUUGGGGUGGGGAACCUGUCCUUCCUGAAGGAGCUGCUCUACCACAUCAGUCGGAUCGACCUCCUGGCUGCCCACCUGGGCUCCAGCCGUGAGGAGAUGGAGAGGGACCUGCAGGUCCCAGGCAGGGCACAGGUGUCGGCUUACAGGCAACUGCUGUAUAGAAUUGCAGAGGACUUGACUCCAGAAGACGUUGCAAGUGUGAAGUUCCUGCUCCAAAAACUAUUACCAAAGAACAAGCUCCAGGAAAACGCUUCAAUGUUGCAGGUCUUUCUGGAAAUGGAAAUAAAUGGGAUAAUUAAAGAAGAUAAUCUGACAAUUCUGAAAGAUCUAUUCCAGAGCGUUAGAGCUGACAUAAAGAAAAAAAUUGAUGCCUAUGAAGAAAAAAAAAAAGAAAAUUAUUCUAGGGAAGAAGUCCGCUAUCCUGUGUCUGUGUCUGGGCAUCCAGAGGAACAAGGAGCAGAGGGGGAGGCAGCAAAACAGCAUGGGAAAAUUUAUACAAUGAAAAAUACCCCCCAUGGUUACUGUUUAAUUCUUAACAACCACAUUUUUAAAAAUCCACGUGACAAUAGAGAGGGAACAUUGCAAGAUGGAGAGGCUGUGAAGAGGGUCUUUAAGUGGCUUCAGUUUAAGACAGUUGAGUACAUGAAUCUAGAAGGAAAAAAAUUACAUGGGACAGUUAAAGAAUACAGCAAAAAAGAUCACAGAAAUAUGGACUGUUUUGUUUGCUUCAUUUUCUCCCAUGGUGAAAGAGGCAAAAUAAAAGGUGUUGAUGAUGAGUUCAUAAAUAUCGAAGAUUUAGUCUCCUGCUUCACUGGAACUAAUUGUCCUUCUCUUGCUGGCAAACCCAAGGUGUUUAUCAUCCAGGCUUGCCAAGGCUCUGUGCGUCACCCACCUGUUACAAUAGAACCAGACUCUUCUGGACAUCUUGAGGUGGAUGCUAGUCCUUUGACUUCCAUUCCUGAUAAGGCUGACAUUCUGAUUGGCAUGGCUACAGUGGAGGACUACUUGUCCUUCCGCAGUCAUAAGACUGGCAGUGUUUACAUUCAAUCCCUCUGUGAGAAGAUGGAGUUGCUUUGCCCACAGCGCGUGGAUUUCACAGCCAUCCUAACAGAAGUGAACAAUGAAGUGGCAAGAAGAGAAUUAGAAGGAUCUAAGCAGAUGCCAAAGAUAACAUCAACACUACUGAAGCAAUUGAUCUUUGAAGUUCCACAAAUGGGCUCAACAAGAGGUGCAAACGCGAGCAAACACGGCACACCGUUCCCCAAGGAACUGCGGCGUCUUUUGCUCCGGAAGUUUAAAUCCAGAGGGAAGCGCCGCCCCGCUCGGGCCCCGCCCUCCGUCCUGCGCGGUUGCGGCGCGGCCAUGGAGCUGCCCCGGGGGCGGCUGCUGGCGGUCAGCGACGAGCUGGGCCAGGCCGAGCUGGCGGCGCUCAAGUUCCUCAGCCAGGAGCACGUCCCCAGGAGGAGGCUGGAAGCCGCCCGGAGCCCGCACGACUUGUUCGAAGCGCUGCAGGAAAAGGGCGUGCUGGAGGCGGGGAACCUGGCCUUCCUCAGGGAGCUGCUGUACCGCAUCGGGCGGAUCGACCUCCUGGUUGCCCACCUGGGCUCCAGCCGGGAGCAGGUGGAGAGGGAGCUGCGGGCGCCGGGCGGGGCGCGGGUGCCGCCCCUCAGAUCCUUGCUCUUUCAACUAUCUGAAGAUACCACUGAAGAUGAACUGAUGUCUUUCAAGUUACUUUUGGUCAAAGAAUUACCAAAAAGCAAGCUAACCCGUGAGACUACAAUGCUUGACAUUCUCACUGAGAUGGAGAAGAAGGGCCUUCUGGGGAAAGACAACCUGAGUGUGCUGAAGAGUCUGUGUGAAAAAAUUAACAUCAGCCUGUGGAACAGAAUUGAAGAUGGAUUAAACCUGUUUGGCCAAGAAGAGAUGCUCAUCACAGAGGAAGAGAGGGGCAGCACAGGAUGCCCUGAAGGACGUCUGGUAUCAUCUGUGGCACCUGAUCCUCCUGUCAGUUUUAAUGACCCCUCUCAGCUGCUAGAAGCUUACAAAAUGACCAGCCGACCCUGUGGAGUGUGCCUGAUCCUGAAUAAUCACAAUUUUGCAAAAGCUAGGGAAGGAGUGCUGGAACACAAACACAUGAAGGAUCGGAAUGGGACAGAUGUGGAUGCAGCGGCUCUGAGGAAUGUCUUUAGCAAGCUUCAUUUUAGAGUAGAAGAAUAUAGAGACCUCACUGCAGAAGGAAUCCGUAAGACUGUGAAGAGCUUCCAGAGCAAAGACCAUGAGGACAAGGACUGUUUUGUUUGCUGUAUCCUGUCUCAUGGGAAAAAAGGCAUUAUAUAUGGUGUUGAUGGGCAGGAAGUACCUAUCCGUGAACUGACCUCUUCUUUCACUGCACAGAAUUGCAAUUCACUUGCUGGAAAACCAAAAGUUUUUUUUAUUCAGGCCUGCCAAGGUGAUGCUUUCCAUAAAGGUGUGACCAUUGAGACAGAUUCUGGAGAGCAAGAUUCUUCUGUAGAGCAAGAUGCAAGGUUUCAACUCGACUGCAUCCCUGCAGAGGCAGACUUCCUUCUGGGCAUGGCCACCCUGCAGGAUUACGUCUCCUACAGAAGUCCCAGGGAGGGAACCUGGUACAUACAGGCACUGUGCCAGCACUUGGAGUACAGCUGUCCUCGAGGGGAAGAUGUUCUCACCAUCCUGACAGCGGUGAAUCGAGAAGUGAGCAGAAAAACUUGUGAGCGAGACGCAAAGAAGCAGAUGCCACAGCCCAGUUUCACACUGAGGAAGAGGCUCAUCUUUCCUGUCAACUAAAUGGGAGGAAACUGCAUGGCAGAGAGCUGCUGCAGCCUGGAAGUGGCUGGUUUCAGUUCAGAAUUCAGUCUAACACUGAAUUUUGUUUUGUAUGAAACAAAAACUUUCAGUGCCUGCUCUUAGCAGAAGAGCAGAUAUUUUUAAUUGAAAGUACAACUGAGGAGAAAAAGCCUUAAGAAAUUUGUAUUAAUACGUUAAUUUGUAUUAACACUUUAUACUUGAGAGCAUCUCUGAGCUGGUCUCGGAGUUAUCUCUGAUUUAGUUGAUCUCUCUCAGUGGUUUGCUGGCUAAAAUAGACUCGGUGUCCUCUUAUCAGCUGUACCACACUGCUAUCACUUUCAUGAGGUGUCUUUACAAGGCAACUUUUAGAAGACAACCAUUAUGAAGCCUAUUGUACUUUAUGCCUAACCUUUGGAAAAUAAAGUGAGGAGUGUUGUAAAUUUUAUAGGA